Molecule: messenger RNA, 656 nt
Organism: Rhizophagus irregularis DAOM 181602=DAOM 197198
Lineage: Eukaryota; Fungi; Glomeromycota; Glomeromycetes; Glomerales; Glomeraceae
Source: RefSeq, a predicted model, not a curated record
AUGACCACCCUUUAUCUACUUNGAACGAUAAAACAAUUAAAGAAGUUCGUUCCAACAGACAAGGUACCUCAUACUGUCCUGGUCAUCUACCUUUUAAACAAUGACUCACUCACAGCUUCAACCUCCCGACCUGUUGCAUCAUCCUCACAAUCCUUUACUCCACAGCACCAGAUUUUGAGGGAGACUCCUCACGUUGUUAACGUUAAAACAAGACCUCUAAUCAAGGAAUUACCUACCGCAUUUAGACGUGAACGCUCUAAUACUUUGGAAACUCUUGUUCCCAUUCCCACUCCUGCAAAGAUUGCUUCUCCACCUCUAAUUCCCUACACCCCUAAAUGGUUCUUAGCUACUGGUUCAAUCUCCCAGUCUACAUAUGACAAUUAUAUCGAUAAAUCUAUAAAUAUACAGAAUAGCGGUGCUUGGUAUGGCACCGCUGUCUCUUAUUUUAUUAACUUCUUUCAACCAACUGAUCACCCAGUCGACUCAAAACUGAAAAAUGCAAGGCUUACCUUUCUGAUGUUCGGGAUCUACUCAAUCUCCAUAACUCAGUUCUUCGAACUAAAAGAUUAAAGUUAUCACUGGAUUUUUUACCUGUUCCCGCUAAUGCCCUUGAGCCUUAGCUUUUAAUACCUUUUUUUUUAUAUAUAUUAGUCCGC